UUGAUGUAGUAUGUAAACGUUUCUUUUUUGUUUGAAGUGAGAAUUUAACAGAGGGCGUGUUCAGUUGUGAUCAUUCAAAUUGUAGUGUAUUCCUGGUUUGUUUGCGGAUUUUAAGGAACAAAAAAGAUGUCCGAAUUACUUCAUGAUAUGGCUUAUCGUGGUAAAACUGUAGAUAUUAAAAAUCGUCUAAGCGAAAACGAAAAAUUAAAGCUGUCAAAAGAUAGUAAUGGUCGAAUGCUAAUACAUUGGGCAGCACUCGGGGGCCAUGACGAUUUGGUCCGAUUUUUGUUAUCUCUCGAUGUGCCUGUAGAUCCUAUUGAUGAUAUGGAUAUGACACCAUUAAUUUUGGCAGCAUCAGCAGGUCGUGAAAAAGUUGUCAGAACGUUAUUAAGCGAAGGAGCAAAUGUUAAUGCUACCACACAGGAAGGCCAUUCUGCUUUACAGUAUGCUGCGUCAAAAAACUGGAAGUCUAUUUGCGUCUCAUUACUAGAAAAAGAUGCAAACGUUAAUAUUACAGACAAACGUGGAGCUACACCGUUACAUAGAGCAGCAUCAAAAGGAAACGCUGCCAUCGUGAAACUUCUCCUAGAAUAUGGGAAGAAUAUAGACAUAGAUAGUAAAGAUGCUGAUGGUAAUACCCCGCUACAUUUAGCAUGCGAGGAAAAUCGUGUUGAUGAAAGUAAGAUUCUGGCACAACACGGUGCCAAUAUAUUACUGCCGAAUAAAGAGAAGAAAACUCCUUUAGAUCUUGCAAGUCCAGGAUUGGCGCGUAAAUUAAAAGAGAUAAAAGAACAGUUAUCAGAAAAAGUGGAAUAAAUUAUCAACAUUAUCGGUUCAGUGUUGUUCAAUCUUUGC
Osmia lignaria (orchard mason bee) is the source of this 855-nucleotide messenger RNA. RefSeq lists its product as uncharacterized. The record is from RefSeq and is a predicted model, not a curated record. Gene Ontology annotation, molecular function: protein binding. Lineage: Eukaryota; Metazoa; Arthropoda; Insecta; Hymenoptera; Megachilidae. Gene Ontology annotation, cellular component: nucleus.